Rhinocladiella mackenziei CBS 650.93 is the source of this 1191-nucleotide messenger RNA. RefSeq lists its product as uncharacterized. The transcript is spliced from 3 exons. The record is from RefSeq and is a predicted model, not a curated record. NCBI's taxonomy places the organism in Eukaryota, Fungi, Ascomycota, Eurotiomycetes, Chaetothyriales, Herpotrichiellaceae. The coding region runs from base 1 to 1191 and encodes 396 amino acids.
AUGUCGGACCCCAAAACGGCAGUCGACUUCGAUGCGAUCAUUCAGGCUGACCGGCAAAGAAAGAAGAACGAGGCCUUAGCGAACGAGAUCUUUGGAAGGAAUAAGCAAAAUAAGAACAAUUCCAGAAGCGCAAGUAAAAGCUCUACGCGAACACCUGAUCUUGCGAGCAGAAUCACAAAGCAAUCUUCUUCUGCUGCGAGCACUGGCGCUUCCAGAAACAAUUCCUUCACUCCACCUUCAAGGUCUUCCUCGACCAACCCUCAAAACGCCCGCUCCUCUCGUCUUGCCUCAGCCUUGGAAUCUCCGCAAGCAAAUAUCAUCACACCGCAACGUCGGGCCACAGGUCCGGGUCUGAGCAUAAAGGGGAAAGCCGGCCCGUUCGUGGUGGAAGCCAGCAAUUUCGCUCCAGGUACCACUGCCGCCGAUAUCGAGUCAGCUCUACAGAGCGAGAUCCUAGAUGAUAACGGCGUCAGUGGGAUGCUGUCGUGUCGACUUGUCUCGACCCAUCCGACAGUCAUUGCAGAGAUGGUGUUUGCGGAAAGAUACAUAGCCGACAAGAUUAUCUCGACAUACGACAACCAAAGGGCUGAUGGAAGGAUUCUACACCUCAGGUUCAAGCGGUCUGGUGGUGGUAGUGGUGGGGAUGGUGCUCCGACGGGUUCACAAUCGGGCAAAGCAGAAGAAACCUCCGUCUCAGUGAGACACCCUCCAUCCGCUGAUGAUGGCGCAAUGGAAGAUAUCGAGACGGAGCAAGAGGCAUAUGAUGACCCAGAUCGCCGGGGGCGAGAAAUUAGACAAGCAGAACCCGAUAUCCAGGAUGGAAGAUACGGAUUCAGUGGGCUCCAAUCAUCAGAGGCACACAAUGGGCAAGCCAAUUCUAGCAGACGAGAAGACGACCGUCAAGAAAGAGACCGGGACCGCGACCGAGAUCGUGAAAGAGAUCGCUAUGACCGCCGCGACGAUAGAGGUCCAGGUUCCGGUCCCAGCUCAUACCGCCGUGACGAGAGAACCGACUCAUACAACUCGCGACCGUCGCAUUACGGAAACGGCGUAGGUGGAGAUCCGGCACGAGGAUCGUUCGGCGGGCCAGGUUCAUUCACUCGUGGUGGCGGCGGAAGAAUGUACAGCGACGACAUGAUGCGCGGAACUCGUAGAAGCGGUUUCGGAUCUGGGUACAGGAGAGGAUAUUAG